Messenger RNA from Corapipo altera (White-ruffed manakin), 908 nucleotides. It is a transcript of the gene ZC2HC1B, whose product is annotated as zinc finger C2HC-type containing 1B. The transcript is spliced from 7 exons. The record is from RefSeq and is a predicted model, not a curated record. The annotation marks the transcript as partial. Lineage: Eukaryota; Metazoa; Chordata; Aves; Passeriformes; Pipridae.
AGUCAAGAUCUGGCUCCUACAACCUGUGGAAAACAUUCUGUACAAGAUGUUCUGCUGAGACAUGAUCCAGUGUGCAAGAAAGCCUUCAAUGGAAAGUGCAAGCCCUUCAGCAUUUUGAAACAGAGACUGCAGGGAACAGAAAUCAUCACUGUGAAGAAGCAGGCCCCACAAAAGCUAUACCAAGCUCUGAAGGAGGGCCACCCUCUUCCACCUCCUCCCCCGCCAAGAAUGAAUCCAGAAUAUAUUCAGUGUCCACACUGCUCACAGAGGUUUAGUGGGGCUGCAGCACAGAGGCACAUGGAGUUUUCUGAAGGACAAGGUGUCGACCAUGCUGCAAAGACCACUGGACAGGCUUCGGACAAGCAGCCACUGACUCAGAGAAAAACUCCAACAUUAACACCUGCUGUGUUAUCACUUCUGGAGAAAGUACAAAAGGGUGCCAACACAGACAAACCUAGCCUAGAGACCUCUUUAGAAAUACUGAAGAAAGCUGGAAAAUCUUGGGGUGUAUCUACUGGGAAAAAUUCUUCAGGAAAAUUUGGGCCGCAAGUGGACAACAGAAGAUAGAGUGGCUGGUUGGCGAGGAUGUGUUAAGGUUUUCUUCUAACACAUUAUGGAAGAUCUUAAGCAACACAAUUUUCCAGUACCACUUCUGCCUGAAGAUCUACAGCUACCACGUUCAAUAAAAUAAGCAAACUGAAAUUCAUUGAUUGUGAGAGUAUUUGUAUUUGUUGCCAAGAUUUAAUUAAAUGAUUGCCUGCAGAGGAUUGCUAUUACCAUGGGUUCAUUAAAUGGUUUAACAAAAUGUAGAAAGAUCCAGUACCAUGUUAUUUUUCCUUUCCCCUAAUGCUUUGAUAUACUGAACAAGACAAGUGAACAUUCUGGAAUUUCAUGUAAAUAUUUAAUAG